Messenger RNA from Verruconis gallopava, 2659 nucleotides. RefSeq lists its product as uncharacterized. Bases 812 to 2542 code for a protein of 576 amino acids. NCBI's taxonomy places the organism in Eukaryota, Fungi, Ascomycota, Dothideomycetes, Venturiales, Sympoventuriaceae. The record is from RefSeq and is a predicted model, not a curated record. The transcript has 4 exons.
CUUUGCAUUCAGAUUUUGUACGCAGAAUGUAGGAGAACUCGUCUGAUCAGGAACUCGAAGGAUUCGUGUACGGCUCAAGCCGAUCUCAACGGCAUGCCGAUAGCGCAGUCGUAGCAUGUCCAGUAGUCUUGGUCAAGUUACGUCGGCUCGCCGAUCAUGGUACGCACGUCAAGUUAACUCAAGCUAUGUUUUGCUUCUUUUACCUAGAAAAGCCCCUGCCCAAUUUCCAAUGAGUACAUUCACCACGACGAUCGAUGUCCAGGCGCGGCGUGCCUGAGAUCUAUAUCUCAUCCUGCCGCAGAUCCGCCCUGUGCACCACUUGGAAGCCAGAAACCGCCCUACACGGGGUCGUAUCGCGAACGAUAAAUGCACGUUCUGCACGGUGCAACCAAAACGUCAAAAGAGCUAUCACCCUGAAAUUGUUGCGCUAAUGUCUCUCUUCCGCCCGUGUCGGAAUCUGCGUAAAGGCAAUUGGGUCAAGGCAGGCAUGCGCAGCCUUUAGAGUGCCUGCAGAUCAUCCAACCUCCGCCCGCACAUCGCAAUACGAGCCGACUUGUCAACCUCCCUCUCGAGGAAUGUCGCCAUGACCAGCCCAGCCGUGCCAAGGGAUUGACAGGCGCCCUGUAAGAUCUCUGGAGCCCCGGGAAAACCCUGAGGAGGCCUUGCAGUAUGGAGAAGAGAUCAGAAAUGCUGAUGUCGAUCUCCAACACUAUCGAACGGCCGUGAAUUAGAAGAUUCUGUAGGACACCGUCAUACAAAAUGCUUCCGAUGCGAGGAAGCCUGUGCGAUACGACACCAGCCUUUUGCUUCAAUGCUCAACGAAACAAUGGCAGAAUCUCCCUCAGAAAUCAGCCUGUACAAUUUCCCUCCUCAACCGGCCAACUUUGACUCGGUCGGCAUAUUUUUCGUUACAUUUCUUUCAGCAUGGACGACUCUCGUGGCUUGUGGAAUGACUUUUCUGAUAAUUAAUCGACGGAACCCAAUCAUCAAGAUCAGAGGCCUAAAACUCUCCCUUGCCGCAAUAUGUAUGCUCCAUGCGUAUUGGAUCCUUGGACAACUUGUUUACCCGAUUGGCGCAACCAUGAAUCCGAUCCUAGCCUAUGACAUACAAUACUUCUUCAUGGGCAUAUGGCUUCCGCUCGGCAUUGCGCUUUUUCAUGCGGCCAACCUACGAUUUCUUCACGUUGCCAAAAGACAAAGAAUGUUUACGAACUACCAAACGUUGCAGCGAGGCUGUAACAGGGCCAGGACGUCUUGGCUCCGUCGUCUCCGUAACGCGGACUAUUCCACAAGAGUCUUGACAUUCAUCUCUAUUGGCAUGAUUCUACAGAUAUUUCUUACUGUUGCCAUGUGGAUUGCCUGCCGGAAAUAUCAUCCAACGUUUGGAAUACCAGGAACAGAGCUUCCCAGUGGGACACCACAAGAACAACUUGUAGUGCUCGGUCAAGGUUGGGAAUGGUGGCCAACUCUCUUGUGGCAAUUCCUUUGGAGCUGGAUCGUAGCGCCGUAUCUCAUCAUCAAAUCUUGGAAUGUACAUGACACUCUUGGUUGGCGUGUGCAAACAAUCGGCUGCUGCAUCGCAAAUCUGCACGCAACGCCAAUGUUUUUAAUUGCUUCAUAUGUUCCGGAAUUCUCGGUGAUCAAUGAAUACUUUACACCAAGCAAUUGGAUCCACCUCUCUAUUAUGUUCUUUGUCAUUUUCACCGUCUUUGUUCCCUGUAUACAAGUUGUGAGACACGUGAGAUUGCAGCGUCAGGCUCUGGCAUUCAAUGACGCCCGUGAAUCCGAGUCUCGAUCAACAUCUGUCAUCUUCUCAGUCGGCACAUUCAAAGCAACGGACUCGAAAUCUUCUGGUUAUGCAGGCGAAAGCGGUACGCAAAUUGACGUCCUCGGGAUCGAGGACGACCGAUUACUCACCAAAAGCGCUCUCGACUACGUGCUGCGCACCAAUCCCUCUUCAUUGCAAAAUUUUUCCGCGUUACGGGACUUUUCAGGCGAAAACAUUGCCUUCAUCGUCCGUGUUUCUGAAUGGAAGGCUACUUGGUUCCAAAGCCUUGAGGUUGACCCAAAUGAGACCCGGAAAAUGUACAACCGAGCAUUAGAGAUAUACACCAGCUUCGUCAGUCCCCACGACGCCGAGUUUCCAGUAAACCUAUCAUGGCGCCAGCUUAAUAAACUCAAAGACAUGUUCGAAAACGCUGCCAGAGUCAUGUGUGGAGAAGCUCGUAAGGUCUCAGGCGCGUCAAUGUUUGACUUCAAUGAAGCACCCGAUUCUAAGGACGUCACGAGAAUAGAGUUUUCCGAGUUGGCCAAAAGAGCGCAAUACACGGGCGAGAUCCCAGACACCUUCAAUGCCGGCGUUUUCAACGAGGCACAAGCGCACGUCAAGCAAUUGGUCUUUCUCAACACGUGGCCGAAGUUCGUAAAAGAGCUGCGUGAAAACAGGCCGAAGUCGAGUGAGACUGGUAGAUCUGAUGGCACUUGGUCAUCACAGAGGACACUGUUGGAAAGGACGCAGAAGUACUUCAAAUCCAUGUUCUAAGAGAAAUAUACAUGACGAACCACGGCUUAUAAAGUCUCCGGUACGUCUUCGCAUAGUACGAUAGAAGCUAAAAAUUACCACGACGAUAACCGCGUCUAAUGGAAAUCUUGAUGAGGG